Plasmodium reichenowi is the source of this 1023-nucleotide messenger RNA. RefSeq names its product ADP/ATP carrier protein, putative. NCBI's taxonomy places the organism in Eukaryota, Apicomplexa, Aconoidasida, Haemosporida, Plasmodiidae. The record is from RefSeq and is a predicted model, not a curated record. Gene Ontology annotation, biological process: transmembrane transport. The coding region runs from base 1 to 1023 and encodes 340 amino acids. The transcript has 3 exons.
AUGGAAAUUUAUUAUUUAAAAAAAAAAAAAAAAAUCAAAUACAAAGAAUUAUUCAUAACAACAUUUUUAACACAUGGAGGGUCUAAUAUAAUUUCCAAGCUUAUUAUAUCACCUCUUGAAAGGAUAGUACUUAUAAAGCAAAUACAACCCAUCUUUUUUAAAAAUGUAUUAAUUGAACCAUCUUAUACGUACAGAAAUAUAAUAAAUAGUAUACGCACAAAUCAAGGAUACACUUCAUUUUGGUGGGGUUAUAAUGCCAGUAUCUGCAAUUUUCUAUCAUUCAGCUUUUUAAGACUACUAUUUCAUGACCAAAUAAAAUAUAACCUAGCCAUUGAAAACAGAAAAAAUUAUUUUAUGACCAACUUUUCCUUGUUAUAUUUUUCAAGUUGCCUAGCUGCCUCAAUUGCAUACCCAUUCGAUACUGUGCGCAAUUAUAUGUCUUUAAAUCAUGAAAUUAUUAAAGAUAAAAAAAAAUAUGCAAGGAGUGUUUUCCUAUUCAUAUAUGAUCAAAUUGUGAGAGGAAAAAUCAGAAACUUAUAUUGUGGCUAUAGCUUGUGCUUAUUGAAUUUCAUUCCGUAUUUAUUAAUAACAAGCAAAUUGAAUGAGGUCUUCACAAAAUAUUUUAUCGACGAUAAUUUUGAAAAGAAUAAUUACAUUUCACAUGAUGGUUCGAAAAGGAAUAAUAUAAAGGAAGAAUAUAAUAAAUUAUUUAAAAAGACAACUAACUUUUUUUCAUAUAUCGCUUUGGGUGUUAUAACAGGUUAUGUGGCUCAAAUGGCAACAUAUCCUCUAGAAACGUAUAGAAGAAAAUAUCAAUAUCAUGUUAUGUAUGAACAGAAAUUUCCUAACACCUUAAUGCAUAAAAGAUAUUUAAAGAAUAAUACAACAACACAAUAUCAACAUAUUUUUAAAAAAGUUUGCAAUUUAUAUAGAGGGUUUACCUUACAUUCUUUUAAAUUGAUACCUGAGUAUUUUAUAUUCAGUUGUUUUUUUUACUACGUCAAAAAUAACAUACCAAUAUGA